Molecule: messenger RNA, 2745 nt
Organism: Wasmannia auropunctata (little fire ant)
Lineage: Eukaryota; Metazoa; Arthropoda; Insecta; Hymenoptera; Formicidae
Product: synaptic vesicle glycoprotein 2B-like
Exons: 14
Coding region: 1011-2555 (514 amino acids)
Biological process (GO): transmembrane transport
Cellular component (GO): membrane
Molecular function (GO): transmembrane transporter activity
Source: RefSeq, a predicted model, not a curated record
AACCAUUACAUCCAACUUAUCGAUAUAUUUCCUUCGCCACGAAUUCUUGCCUUUUUCUACAUUACCAUUUCUUUCUAUUUCGAAAUAAUUGUUCGCGUUCCCAGAAGUAAUUUCCGCUUAUCAUUUAAUGUGAACUCAUUAUGUGUUUUAAUAACAUUCAAUAACAAAAGUAUUUAAGAGCGUUUAAAAGCUUAUACUUGCAAUUAAUUACAUAAAAAAAUUUCUCUUUCUCCAUUUUCUUUGUAUUAUAACAGAAGUAUAAAUACGAUCUCAAAGGAAAUAGUGUCGAAAUAGAGUGAAUACUGAACAGUGAUAAUUCAAAGAAUUAUGAGAUUUCUAGGAUCACUGAUUAUAACUUUCGAAUUAAUCUGCAACGGUGCGCCUUUCCCGCUCGCUCAGAUUAAUUCGCAGCAGCAAACUUCGAGAGAGGGGAGAAACACCGAUAUUUAUUUGCCGUUUUAUGACUUGAGGAUAUAAAAGAUGCAAGCGAGAGAGAAUUUUGCGCUGUAUAAGGGUUUGCGCUUUCAUCCCUUGCCUAAUUAGACGUCUAAUUUAGGCACAUGAUCAACACCGGCCUUGCGAUGUAAAUUAACAUUAAAAUUUAUCUUACAAUUACUAAAUACUACAGAUAAAAAAUUAUUGCUUCCCACUUACUAAAAUAAUGGCUGCUUUAGAUAGCGAAUUAUCGACAGUCUUGUGCCAUCUUUAUCGUUCAUUGGACGUAAAACGAGCGCUUUCGGAAGUCAGUAUGCAAUACGCAAUACAUUUAAUGUAUAAAACAUCGUUAGUCGGUUUUUCAUUUACGGUAGCAGGUAUCAAUAUCAGUGAACGGACGGUCGGAUACUUGGUGCAAUUAGUUCCGUUCGAAGAACAAUCUGAAGCAACGAGAAACAACCUGAAGAACAAGAUCGCCAUCUAAAUCGACUAGAACUUCUAUUUUCGUCGUGAGAGAAGCGAAACUAACUUCAUCACGUCGAGCGCAGUCGUCUUUUCAACUCGUUGCGUCGGAUAUGCACGCGAGUGGCCGGGAGCAUGACAAGAUUUCUACGAUAACCGGCAGCGCUAACGCCGCUAACGAACCUGCCGAUUUCGACACAGCCAUAUCCACGACCGGCUAUGGAUUAUUUAACGUGUUACUGCUACUGGCGGUGUUGCCAAUCGCGUGGACCGUCGUUUUCGACACUACUUCCAGCGCGUUCAUCUUGGCAUCGGCCGAAUGCGAUCUCCAGCUUACGUCUUUUCGCAAAGGCGUACUCGUUGCAUUUCCUUACAUAGGUGAUUCGAUUUUGAACAUCGUGAGCAGUGGUGUACAAUCGUAUUACAUAUUUCUACUAGUCAAAUUUCUCAGCGGAAUCCUCGUAGGCGGCCCGUUGGCGAUGGUGAUGACGUACCUGACGGAAUUUCAUUCGGCGAGAUAUAAGCCCCGCUUCAACACAUGGACGGGAUUUCUCUUCGCCGUGGCAAAUAUCGUACCGGCAGCUCUGGCCUUCACGACACUACCGUUCGACUGGCACAUUAAUAUCCUCGGCCAGGACUACGAUUUUUGGCGUAUAUACCUAUUGAUCUGCUCAAUACCACCCGUCCUCGGCCUCGUGACGGCGACCAUGCUGCCGGAAAGUCCUAAGUAUCUCAUGGCAAUUGGCAGGUCAGAUGCUGCCCUGAAAUUGCUUAGGAGGAUGUAUUGUAUGAACACUCGACAACCCGCGGAUACGUUCCCGAUAAAAGCGCUGUUCGUUCGGCAAAAGGCGCAAUUGGCGCGUCCCGUGCUCAAGGCGAGCCUCGAGAGGAUGCGCAUCUCGUUGUACAACACGAAGCUACUACUGACGACGACGGCUUACCUGCCCGCCUUCUGCUUCGUAAGUUUCCUUCAAUUCGGAAGUAUGCUCGGAUUUCACGUAAUGAGACUGUGGGUGCCGCAUCUCUUUGUUAUUCUCAACAACUUCGACGAGGAAAAUUGGACGAAGGAAAGGCAGCCGACCAUCUGCGAGAUGUUGGACCGCCACGCGACUUUACCGGGCAGGCAAUAUUUGAAUUGCUCGAACUUUGACGACAUAUGCUUCAGGUGGACCGUUAAUCCUGCGGUUUAUCAAAAUUCAACCGUCAUCGCAUCGUCAGCGGUUAUAUUCUCAUUUCUUGCCGGAUUCAUAACGACUACUAAGCUUCGAAAACAGAUCAUAAUGCUCACGGCCUUCCUGAUAUCGGUGGCAAGCAGUUUCGGAAUAAAUUGGGCGCAGUCUCCGCCGUAUAUGCUGACGCUGGCGUCGGCGGUUAUCGUGACGACAAGAAUAGCGGGUAAUAUCGUUACCGCGGUGAAUGUCGACGUUAUUCCUGUCCCAUUAAGAGCCACGAGUACCAACAUCCUCGUGACCAUCGGAAAUAUUGCCGCUAUCGUGGGAAAUCUGAUUUUCUCCGCGCUUCUGGAGACCGAGUGUCUCAUCGCUUUCCUAGGAUUGGGUUGUUUCUUCUCCGCCUGCCUCUGCGUAUCUCUAUUCUUUCCACAACCCGUGAAAGAAUCGCCGGCGAAAUUUGCUGAUGUUAGUACAGCGAAAUAUUGAAGAGCGCAAGGCAAACACUUUGAAGUCAUCUAGCAUCGAUAGAAAUCAUACCGGCAGAAUUGUAAAAGUUCAAUUAAAUGUGUAGUUGCAUGUAAAAGCUCUCAGCUAGACUGUGAUAUUUAACAAUUAGCCAAUUUGUCGAAGAAAAUAAUUUAGAAAAGUAUAAUAUAAUAAGAAAUUCAAUACUAAA